This is a messenger RNA of Osmerus eperlanus (European smelt), 3094 nucleotides long. RefSeq names its product cerebellar degeneration-related protein 2a (gene cdr2a). The coding region runs from base 353 to 1747 and encodes 464 amino acids. Lineage: Eukaryota; Metazoa; Chordata; Actinopteri; Osmeriformes; Osmeridae. The transcript has 7 exons. The record is from RefSeq and is a predicted model, not a curated record.
AAAUAGGUUGCAAAAGUAAUGAUGAAAGAUUUAAUUGGACACAGCUAAAUUUUGAAACCGCCCACUUUCUGAUUAUUGGUCACCAAACUGUCAUUCAAAUGGUUUCCUUUUUCGUCUUCGGGGACGUCACGCUGGUUUAGUCGUCGAUCUUCUUCAACUAAAACCUGGGGUUCAGUUGCCACGUUGCGGUACACAAUGUAGGUCGCUUGGAGAUGUGCUCUUACAUUUGGUUCAUCACAGGCAACACAGGUAUUAUAUGUUCAAAAUAACACUGGUGUUUCUAAAUUAAGUUUGAGGACGACCUAGCACGCUUUACUGUUUAGUAAAGGAGAAAAAAACUAAAAAUAAGAAAAUGCUCACGGAUAUGAUCGUGGAGGAAGAGUUUGAAGUCAGGGAUGAGGAGCCGUGGUAUGACAGACAAGACCUUGAACAUGACCUCCAUUUGGCUGCAGAAUUGGGUAAGACCUUGCUGGACAGAAACCAUGAGCUGGAGCAGGGGCUGAAACAGUUGUACUCCACAAACCAGGAGCAUGUGCAGGAGAUAGAGUACCUAGCGAAGCAGGUGGACCUGCUGCGGCAGGUGAACGACCAGCAUGCCAAGGUGUACGAGCAGCUGGACUUGGCAUCCCGAGACCUGGAGCAGGGCAACACCAGGCUGGUGCAGGACAACAGGCUGGCCCAUCAGAAGAUCCACAGCCUAACAGAGACCAUUGAGGGUCUGCAGAGCCACCUGGAGGAGCUUCAGGUCCAGGUGGAGGAGUUGAGGACUGCACAGGCCGACCGCAGUAAGAGAGAGCUGGCCGAGCAGAGACGCAGCCUGGGAGCUCAGAGUGUGUCCUGCCUCAAGGAGUUGUACGACCUGCAGCACGACAGGUGCCUGGCCUACAAGAGCUUGCAUGUGGCCCACCCCUGGACAGUGCAAGAUUCCAUCUCUGACUCCGAGGAGGAGCAAGAAUCACUCCAGCACUCGGUCCAGGCCCUGCAGGCCCAGCUGUGUGCAGAGCGUGGGCGGCGGGAGAUGGCGGAGCAGGAGACGGAGCUGAUGACUCGUGAGAAUGGGGCCCUGGAGCAGCGUCUGGCCCUGCUGGAGGGCUACCGCUCCCGGCAGAGGGAGCUGGAGGAGGAGGUGGAGGAGCUCCGCCUACUGUGGAGAGCUGACUACACCACCAGCGCCAGGAGGCGUGACCGGCUCCUCCUGCCCGACACCAUCUACUUCCCCUCCGAGGAGAAGCCUGUCCUGGGUCAGGGCAAGGUGGAGGAGGGGAAAGAGGAAAUGGAUUGGGCAGCAGGGGAGCAGGAGCUGGGGAGGCGCACCUUGCAGCGCUGUAGCAGCGAGAGUGUGCUGAAGGGGACCAACGCUGAGGGGAUCCAGCGCUGCCAUGAGCGCAUGUGCAUCCGGCGGGCGGAGGCAGUGAAGCAGAGGGGCAUCUCUUUGCUCAACGAGGUGGACGCUCAGUACAGCGCCCUGCAGGUGAAGUAUGAGGAGCUUCUGCGACGCUGCCAGCAGGGGGCAGAUGGUCUCAGCCACAAGGACGUCCAGACACCCAGCAGCCCUCAGGUUGGACUCCGUCCUCGGCGACGCCUCUCCAGUUCAGCUGCUCUGAUCUCCGAGCUCCCCGUUGUCCUGGAGGACGGCCAUCAGCUUCAGCAGCCCGAGUACAAAGCUCUCUUCCAGGAGAUCUUCAGCCGCAUUCACAAGACCAAGGAGGACCUGAGUGAAAACCAGAGCUCUUGUCCAGACCAUUGACUCUGGUUACAGACAACCAUAUUGUGUUAGUGCCCUGUGUCUGUGACUGAUGAUCAGAUGCUUGGUCAUAGGAGGACUCAGAGGACCUAAAGAAGUUAGGAUUACACGCAUGCACAUGUACAUGAAUGCACAUAAACACCUGUGCCUCUUUCACAACAUGCAACCUCAACUCAUACUGAAUUUCCUUCCCUACUUUUGUGAUUCCGUUCUUGAGAAGCUCCUUCCAGUUAUAGUCCUAUCUCAAUGCUUUGUGUGACAUCAGCCUUCUUAACAUGGUAGCAGAAGGCGUCGAUGGGAGCCCUGGUUGAUACCCAUUGUACUGGUGUCAGAGUUGAGGCUCGGUGGAGGAUAGUAAACCUCAAAACAACCUGAAUAUUGUGUAAGUCAAGGUUUCUGCAAUGACGCAUUGCAGUUACACAAUGCACAUACAGUACAACUCUGAGGUACUUUGUGUAAUACUACACCACCUGUAUACAGAUUUUUCAUUGUGUUCUAGCUAUCCUCAAGUAUUAUGUACUCGAUCCUACAAGCGUAUUCAAUCCAAUCCGCUUAGUGUUGAAUUUGUGGCGACUUAAUAGCUAGACGCUUGCUUUUGGGAGAAAAAAACAUACAUUUCCUGCAUUCCCUAGAUGGUAGAUUUAGUCUCGGUCUGUUAUGCAAGCUGAAGUAAUGGAACUGACUGAAUAAAAUCUUUUCAGGACUUUAAGAUUGCAAGGACUCUACAAGGUAGUUGUAGCACCAGUGUUUGCAAUGUUUGUGCUUGUAAGUAAGUAAGAAGCUACCAGACUACCAGACAUCAGAAGUGUACUCUGGAGAAGGGUCCAGUGACAGCAUGUCUUCUCAGCUUCAGUCAUCCUGUCUAUGACUAGCCCAUAGAAGCUGCCCUUUAUGUGCAUGCCAAUAAGUAAUAUUGCUGCUAUGCACUUUUGUGUAUCAUGAAAUAUACACAAAAUGACAUAAGUACAUUUUGGGUUUUUGAAAACAUGUCUGUCUUUAGAGAUGAUGAAAUGUUAUUUAUUUUCAUAAUGCUAAUAUUUUGUCUUCAGUCACUGUAUUACAGAUAUAUAAUAUUAUGAAAUAGCCUAUAUAAUGAUAUAUAUAUAUUUUUAUUUUGCUAGCAAACUGAUUAUUUCAGGAACCUUAACAGGAACUGAUAUUCAAUAAAAAUUGAACAAAUUAAAUUGAUUCUUCUAAAUCAGCUAAUAUAACUACUUUAGCAUAGACGUUGAGACGGAUGGACGAGAGAAGCAUGUGGGAAGGAUGCUGAUGCACUUUUACGACUCAGUCUAUGAAUAGCUCAGAUGUAUUAGCUUUCACUGACUAUACUGCCCUGUGGACCACAACAAA